ACCUAAGAUGAAAUGAUUUCUAAGUGGGAGAACUUGCAAAAUUGCAGGGUGUUGAAAUACUUAUUUUCCUCACUGUAUGUCUGUUAGUGGAAUAAUGACUAUAAACCAUGAGGUCCACCCUCAUUCAUGGCUCCACUUAGUCAGAUAUUGUGUUGUUUUUAUUAUUACAAGUACACAUGCCGGCUUCAUGUGUCACAUUUUUGUCCUUUCGGCGGCAUACAAACACACAGGGGUCAGCUGGAUUACAACUUGUGUUGUAAGAUGUCUAAUGAUUAACUAUCACAUAGUCAGAGUAAUCUAUAUAAGGACCAGCAUAGUCAAUAAAGGGCUUCUUCCAUGCUACUUUUACUUGUAAACAUGGUGUAACACAAUAGUGGCCACCAGGACCCUGCAACGAGCAAAAGCCUUCACAAGAAACUUGAUAAAAUGCCUUUAUUAUAUGUUGUAUAUUCAAAGAUGCCAACAUGGCCCAAAAAAGGAGGUUCAUUGGUCCUCACUAGCAUCUAUCAGAAUGCUAAAUUUCAGAGCAAAAUAUGCAGCUGUUUUUAAAUCCUCAAUGUACAACUGGAGUUGCAUCAGGAAUAGCAUCCAGCAUAAAACUUGUGCCAUAUUCCAAUAUGGAUCUCUACCAGAUCUGCUUUGGAGACCCCUCCCAGCUGGGAGCAUCCGAAAAGAAAAAAAAAAAAAAAGACAAACAAACAAAAAAACUGUAGUUUUUAUGCUGUUACUUCCAGAAAAUUAAUUCAUGCCCAACUGACACUCUUAAAUGUCCCGAUAAUUUCAGAGAAUACCUACUUUUAUGUCAGCCAGAUUUCAACAAAAGCCUGAGGUUCUAGAUAACGUGAUGAAGGGGAAGCAGAUCCAGAUACAGUUUUUAGUUUUGAAUCUCUUUUGUUCUGUGUGUCUUUGAUUGUGGAGUCCAGCUCUCAGUAUGACAGUACAAAAUGGGGAGAGAGCAAAAGGGUGAGAGAAGAAAGACUGAAAGAAUGUCCCCCUUUCAAACGUGCCACUGGCUUACAAAUGCAACUUUUAAAUGCUUUGUUUUCACAUUACCCUCCCACUGAAUUCAACCCAGCAACCUGCGUUCCUGUCUGACAUUUUUAGAUAUUCAGUCAGUUCAAAGAGAGUGAAGACUUGCAGGGAAGCAGAGUACAAAGCGAUUACUUCCCCCUCCAUUUCCAAAGUAUUUCAAAGUAUUCCUUUUUGGCUGAGUUAUCCCACUCACAAAUGAACAGAUGAAUACAGUACUUGUGCAAAGUACUGCCCCUUCACAUGCAAUCGUCUGCCCAGCGUGUUGAACUUUAGACAUAUAACACUGAACAGUUUUUUUUUUUCUCUUUGAGCUCUUCGGGAUCAGUGUGUGUGUGUGUGUGUGUGUGUGUGUGUGUGCUUCCAGCCAUCAGACAGCUGACUGAGGACUUCCAGAAGACAACUCUUCAGUGCCUUUAAAAAAGAAGUCUCAAGAUCAAAUCUUCUUUCUAGAAAGCAAGAACAUUUUGGAAAUGGGAAUAUCUUCUGACUGUAUUUGAAGGUUGCACGAUUUGCUUUUUGUUUAAAAUUUUAUGGCUCAAAGUCUCUCAGAAUCACAUCCCGUGGCCGUAUCCGGGGAGGAGCCUUUGAUCCAGCAGUCAAGUAGAGCUGGAGAGAUGUGCUGGUGUCACUUACGGGGGUGCUGAAGUCAUCGGUGUGGACAAUGGCAACAGCAGCUCUGGAGGAAUACUGUGGCUCCAUUUUCUGGAAUGCUUCAUACCUGGAAAGCGAACAGCCGGACCUCCCAGUAUGCGUGGAGCAGACGGUGCUGGUCUGGAUUCCUCUGGCGUACCUGUGGCUCUCUGCACCACAUCAUCUAGUGGCUUUCUGCAGGAAAAGAGUGAAAACAAAGCACCUGUCCAAGCUGUACAUGUGCAAACAGAUGGUGGUGUGUUUUUUGUUCCUGACGGCCAUAGCAGGCCUGGCAGUCACGUUGGCACAGGAUUAUGGUCCAAACAACAGUCCACCUUCGGCAGAGAAGAGCCCUUGUGUAUAUUAUGUAAACCCAGUCCUUUAUGCCGUCUCGUGGAUCAUUAUAUUGCUGUGCCAGGAAUGCGUAAGGCGCAGGGAAAGAGCAUUUGAUUCUGGCACACUGUUCCUCUUCUGGCUGUUCCUUGUAGUGUGCAACAUCUUUCCUUUCCAGACUCUGUUGCGUGAGGCAAUCGAGCAGGGAGAGAUCCGUGAUCUGCCUCGUUUCUGUCUGUUCUAUGUCUCAUUUGGGCUUGAAGUGAUUGCACUUGUCCUCUCUGCCCUGGCCGAUAUCCCUCCAGAAUCAAAGCACCUUGAAAAGAAGAAUCCUGAGGUAGUCGCAGCAUUUUUGAGUAGAAUCACUUUCAACUGGUUGAGUAGUAUGGUGUUUAAAGGCUACAAACAGCCUUUAGUUCAGGAGGACAUGUGGGAGCUGAAAGAGACAGACAGCACCAUUUACCUCAACCAGCGCUUCCAGUCCUACAUGCAGGUAGAGCUGUCUGCUGCUCGGGUUCGAUUCAACAAGAAAGUCUGGAAGAAAUUGAGCAAAAGUAGGGAUAAAGCCCAGAACGAGACCUUUCAAAAUGGGCUUCCUAAGAGUUUGGGGAAAGGGAUAAGUCAGGAUGUGCUGAUGAUGGAGGAAAAAGGAGAGAAAGAAGAUGAGGAAAAAGAAAAUAACAAAAAGGAAGACCAGGAACACUAUCCAAAUUCAUGGCUGAUUCCAACCAUAUUCAAAACAUUCAAAUGGGUUCUCAUUGAAUCUGCCUUCUUCAAGCUUCUACAGGACCUGCUGUCUUUUGUCAGUCCUCAACUCUUAAAAUUGAUGAUCUCCUUCACUCAUGACAAGUCCAGUUAUGCAUGGAAAGGGUACCUGUAUGCGGUGCUGCUGAUGGUCGUAGCUAUUCUGCAGUCUCUCUUCUUGCAGCAGUAUUUCCAGCGUUGCUUUGUGCUAGGGAUGAAGGUCCGUACCGCUAUCAUGGCUGCUGUGUAUAAAAAGUCAUUGGUGGUGACAAAUGACUCUCGUAAAGAGUCAACAGUUGGGGAAACGGUAAACCUGAUGUCAGCGGAUGCUCAACGUUUCAACGAGGUGACCAAUUUCAUCCACCUGUUGUGGUCCUCUCCCUUGCAAAUAGUGCUGUCCAUUGUUUUCCUGUGGUUCGAGUUAGGGCCCUCUGUGCUAGCAGGACUGACAGUUAUGGUGUUAAUGGUGCCAAUCAACGGACUGCUUGUCACCAAGGCCAGAAAAUUCCAGGUUGAGAACAUGGCGUUCAAAGACAAGAGACUGAAAGUCAUGAAUGAAAUACUCAAUGGGAUCAAGAUUCUGAAGCUGUAUGCAUGGGAGCCCUCCUUCCAGGCACAGGUGGAAGAUAUUAGGGAGGAAGAACUGAAGGUCAUGAAGAAGUUUGCUUACCUCAACUCUGUGUCCGUCUUCAUCUUCAGUUGUGCCCCGGCUCUGGUGUCUUUGGCGAGCUUUGCUGUGUUUGUCCUGGUGAGCUCAGACAAUGUGUUGACUGCUGAGAAAGCGUUUACUUCCAUCUCUUUCAACAUCCUUCGUUUUCCCCUGGCCAUGCUGCCCCAGCUCAUUGCUGGCAUGGUGCAAACGUCUGUGUCCAAGAAAAGACUUGAGAGAUAUCUGUCUAGAGAUGACCUUGACAGUGACAUAGUGCACCAUGACCACAGUUUUGACACCGCUGUUAGUGUUCGUGAUGCUUCCUUUGCCUGGGAAAAGGAUGCUGAGCCACUUUUAAAGAAUGUGUCGUUGGACAUUAAGCCAGGUGGGUUAGUUGCAGUAGUCGGAGCAGUGGGUUCUGGGAAAUCCUCUCUCAUAUCAGCCCUCCUGGGAGAGAUGCAUAGUACCAAAGGCUUUACCAACAUUCAGGGUACAGUUGCUUUUGUUCCUCAACAAGCCUGGAUCCAGAAUGCCACUUUGAAGGACAACAUUCUAUUUGGUUCUCCCCAUGAAGACCACAGGUUCAAGGAGGUAAUACAAGCCUGCGCUCUGGCCCCCGACCUGGAGUUGUUGCCGGGAGGAGCCCUCACUGAGAUCGGAGAGAAGGGUAUUAACCUAUCGGGUGGUCAGAAGCAACGUGUGAGUUUGGCUCGAGCAGCUUACAGCCAGGCUGAUGUUUAUCUGUUGGAUGACCCCUUGUCUGCUGUGGAUUCCCAUGUAGGAAAGCAUCUCUUUGAAAAAGUGAUUGGACCCAAAGGACUUCUCAAAGACAAAACCCGUAUUCUGGUGACCCAUGGAGUGAGUUUCCUGCCAUUUGUAGAUGAAAUUGUGGUCUUGGUGGGCGGGGUGGUAUCCGAGGUGGGAUCCUACAACAGCCUCCGUGCCAGUGGAGGAGCAUUUUCUGAGUUUUUGGACACAUAUGCCAAAGAACACAGUAACAGAGCUAGGAAAGAAACAGAAAAAAGUGAAGAUUUUGCAGAUGUAGAUUUCCUCCCUGAGAGAGAGGACACCCAACCUGACUCACCACUGGAGGACGUGAUUUCUUUCACACUGAAAAGAGAAAACAGCAUUAUUCGCAGCCAGCAGACCAACAGUGUCAGACUAAGAGCAAAUAGCUCUAUCAGAAAACAAGAAGAUGCUGACAAAGCAAAGAAAGGCCAGAGGCUGAUAGAGAAAGAAGCAAUGGAAAUGGGACAGGUGAAAUUCUCGGUAUUCCUCCAGUACAUGCGUGCUAUGGGAUGGGGAUAUACCAUCAUAUUCUUCAUGGUUUACUUCAUCCAGAAUGUUGCUUUCAUUGGCCAGAACAUCUGGCUCAGUGACUGGACCAGUGAUUCAGCUGAAGAUAACAGCACCUGGAAAAGGGACUUGAGAGUGGGAGUGUUUGGUGCUCUGGGUCUGGCACAGGGCAUCUUUGUGUUCCUUGGAACGUUGGUCCUGGCCAAUGCUUCUGUCUCUGCAUCACGAAUCCUGCACUCCAGGCUGCUUAACAACAUACUGCGAGUUCCCAUGGUAUUCUUCGACACCACACCCACUGGACGCGUGGUCAACCGCUUUGCAAAGGACAUAUUCGCAGUGGAUGAAGCCAUUCCUCUGUCUGUCCGCUCCUGGAUCCUGUGUCUGCUGGGGGUGUUGGGGACACUGUUUGUCAUCUGCCUCACCACUCCUUUUUUCAUCAUCGUCAUCAUUCCUCUGUCAGUGAUCUACUACUUUGUGCAGCGUUUCUACGUUGCUACUUCAAGACAGCUGCGUCGUCUAGACUCAGUGUCUCGAUCUCCUAUAUACUCCCACUUUGGUGAGACGGUGUCAGGUCUGUCGGUGAUAAGAGCCUAUGGUCACCAAGACAGGUUCCUAAAACACAACGAAAGGACUAUUGAUGAGAAUAUCAAGAGCGUCUACCCCUGGAUCGUCUCCAACAGAUGGCUGGCAAUCCGUCUGGAGUUUGUGGGAAAUCUGGUAGUGUUCUUUGCUGCCCUGUUUGCUGUCAUUUCCAGAGAUUCCCUGGGUAGCGGACUUGUUGGCUUGUCAAUAUCGUACUCCCUAAACGUAACACAGACACUAAACUGGCUGGUGAGGAUGACCUCAGAGUUGGAGACUAAUAUCGUAGCGGUGGAGAGAAUCAGUGAAUACACUGAGAUUGCGAAUGAGGCUAAGUGGGUCACUGACAAUCGGCCUUCAGAAGAAUGGCCUGAUUCAGGAAGACUACAGUUUGACAACUACAAGGUCCGUUACCGACCUGAAUUAGACCUUGUGCUGCAUGGAAUCACCUGUGACAUUAGCAGCAAGGAAAAGAUUGGCAUUGUGGGACGCACAGGAGCUGGGAAGUCAAGCCUGACCAACUCCCUGUUUAGAAUCAUUGAAGCUGCUGAAGGACGUAUCAUCAUCGACGGCAUAGAUAUUUCUGCAAUAGGCCUCCAUGACCUGAGAAAUAGACUCACAAUCAUACCACAGGAUUCAAUACUGUUCUCUGGGACUUUGAGGAUGAACCUCGAUCCAUUUGAUAAAUUCAGUGAAGGGGACAUCUGGAGAGUACUGGAGCUGUCCCAUUUGAAGGACUAUGUAGCAGGAUUGCCAGGAGGACUACAGCAUGAAGUCGCAGAAGGAGGAGAAAACCUCAGUGUUGGUCAGAGGCAGCUCCUGUGUCUGGCCCGAGCGCUGCUGAGAAAGUCCUGUAUCUUAAUCCUUGAUGAGGCCACAGCAGCCGUCGACUUGGAGACUGAUGACCUCAUUCAAAACACCAUCCGUAAAGAGUUUGCCCACUGCACUGUGCUCACCAUCGCCCAUCGCCUGCACAGCAUCAUGGACAACAACAGGGUGAUGGUGUUGGAUGCUGGUAAAAUAGUGGAAUUUGAUUCUCCGAGCAACCUAUUUAAAAAACAAGGCCAGUUUUAUUCCAUGGCAAAGGACGCUGGGAUAACGCCAGAAGUUGUGACAGCUAUUUGAUUUUGUUUUCCCCCAAAGAAUUAUAUUUCUAUAAAUUGUAUAUGUGGUUUGAUUUUAUUUUGUUUUUUAAAUUGGAUUAUACUUUGUGUAUUAUUUAAAAAUGAUCAGAAAAGACUGUUAUGUAUGUACAUCAUUUUAUAUGCAAAUUUAAGUAUUCCUUUCCAAAUAGCUUUUUAAUAAACAUAUAUGCUAUCAGCUGUACAUUUAAAAUCUGCCAACA
Messenger RNA from Thalassophryne amazonica, 6608 nucleotides. It is a transcript of the gene abcc2, whose product is annotated as ATP-binding cassette, sub-family C (CFTR/MRP), member 2. Gene Ontology annotation, biological process: transmembrane transport. Lineage: Eukaryota; Metazoa; Chordata; Actinopteri; Batrachoidiformes; Batrachoididae. Gene Ontology annotation, cellular component: apical plasma membrane. The record is from RefSeq and is a predicted model, not a curated record. Gene Ontology annotation, molecular function: ATP binding; ATP hydrolysis activity; ABC-type transporter activity.